AUGACAAUCUUCGUCACAGGCUCUCGCGGUAAAACCUCCUCGCAACUCGCCACGCUGCUUCACCCAACUCAUACCAUCCUCAUCGCGUCACGCACGCCUCCAAAGAGCCCAGCUCACCCCACAGUCCGCUUCGAUUGGAACGAUGAAGCCACGUUCACCAACCCAUUCGAUCACGCUGUUGCACAAAAAGAAGCCCUCUCGGCGGUGUAUCUCGUUUCGCCAGAGACAGCAGAUGCGAGUGUUUUAGUCAUACGAUUCAUUCACUUUGCGAGGAGUAGAGGAGUAAGACGCUUCGUUCUGCUAAGUGCGUGGGAAUUAGAGAUGGGUGCCGACAUGUUGGCGGGAAAGGCACACGAAGAGCUGGAGAGAUUAGGCAGGGAGGAGGGCGUGGAGUGGGCGGUCGUGAGACCCCACUUCUUCAUGGAGAACUUCCUCGAGGGCCAUCAUCUUGCGACCAUCACCAAGGAAAGUAAGAUCUAUUCAGCAACUCAGAAUGGCUCCAAACCAUUCAUAGCGGCAUCCGAUAUCGCGAACGUUGUCAAAGUGGCUCUGAUUGACGACAAACCACACAAUACAGACUACGUCGUAACUGGGAACGAGAGCUUGACUUAUGACGAUGUCGCAGCAACAUUGUCCUCCGUGCUGGGACGGACGAUCUCACACGUAAGACUGGAUCCUGACGCUUUCACUGCUCUUUUGCAAGCGAACGGCAUGCACUCAUUUGUAGCCAACUAUCUCGCCGAAAUAGAUGUCAAGGUUGCUGGUGGGUUUGGCAGGGAUCCUACAGAUGGCGUUAAAAAGGUUACAGGGCAGGAUCCAAAGAGUUUUAGGCAGUUCGUGGAGGAAAAGAAGGAAGUUUGGAUGUGA
This is a messenger RNA of Cercospora beticola, 867 nucleotides long. RefSeq lists its product as uncharacterized. Lineage: Eukaryota; Fungi; Ascomycota; Dothideomycetes; Mycosphaerellales; Mycosphaerellaceae. The record is from RefSeq and is a predicted model, not a curated record.